Molecule: messenger RNA, 9820 nt
Organism: Dromiciops gliroides (monito del monte)
Lineage: Eukaryota; Metazoa; Chordata; Mammalia; Microbiotheria; Microbiotheriidae
Gene: RASAL2
Product: RAS protein activator like 2
Exons: 19
Coding region: 1-4242 (1413 amino acids)
Biological process (GO): regulation of GTPase activity
Source: RefSeq, a predicted model, not a curated record
AUGAGCAUCUUUAGAAGGCAGAAAACUCUCUGUUCUGCAGGCUAUCAGAGAUCUCUAUCAGAACCUGCUGGUGGUCCUUUAGGAGGUGGAACUAGUUUAAAAAAUUGUCAAUGGUGUCGUCCAGCAAAAAGCAAGAAGAGGACUUAUGAGCAUACCAAUUCUGAUCUGGGGAAACCACUGGGUGCUUAUAGGUGGCAGACACAUCCCAGCCUUCGGUGGAAAGGGAGCAAAAGAAAGAGAUCACAGAGUCAAAGAAGUGAUCACGACCAGCCCCAGUCCUCUGAGGGCCUCCUGACAACAGUCCACAGCAAUGUUUGUACUGAUGAUGUGCGUGGAACACCAGCAGCCAUCCAAAGUGGCGGCAUCAGGUCAUUUCGGGUUCCCUUCAUCAGAUCACUUUCUGAACCUGCACCUCAUUGCAGUAGCAGACCUGCAAGGCCGCUUCUGACUUCAGUAAGGUCAGAGAAUUCAGAACAAGAAGGAUAUUUCACUCGUGGCAUUUUUUCUACUCUGUCCAGUGGCUUCUCUCGAAUGCUGAGUCUAAGAGGAGAACCCAGCAGGGAGCCAAUGAAAGAAGAUGUGAAAGGGCCACCCACUCACCGCCUGUCAUGUGGCCAAUCACCCUACACUGAAACCACAACAUGGGAGCGGAAAUAUUGCAUACUCACAGAUAGCCAGUUGGUGUUGCUCAACAAAGAGAAGGAGAUACCAGUGGAGGGAGGACAGGAGCAGCAGACAGAUUCCACCAAAGGGAGAUGCCUAAGGAGAACUGUGAGUGUCCCCUCUGAGGGCCAGUUUCCCGAAUACCCACCAGAUGGCGCAGCCAAACUGGAGGUGCCAGCAGAAAGGUCCCCAAGAAGACGGAGCAUCUCAGGGACCAGCACAUCAGAGAAACCCAUGGAUGCUGCAAAUACUUCACCAUUCAAAGUACCAGGCUUCUUCAGCAAGCGUUUGAAAGGCUCCAUAAAGAGGACCAAAAGUCAAUCAAAACUUGACAGGAACACGAGUUUCCGGCUCCCGUCUCUUCGCAACACAGAUGACAGGUCGCGUGGACUCCCCAAGUUAAAAGAGUCUCGUUCCCAUGAAUCUUUGCUCAGCCCGUGCAGUGCCGUAGAAUGUCUGGACCUUGGCAGAGGGGAGCCAGUAUCAGUCAAACCGCUACACAGCAGUAUCCUUGGACAAGACUUCUGCUUUGAGGUAACCUACUUGAGUGGAAGUAAAUGUUUUAGCUGUAAUUCAGCUUCAGAGAGAGACAAGUGGAUGGAAAAUCUACGCCGGACAGUACAACCCAAUAAGGACAAUUGUAGAAGGGCUGAGAAUGUUUUACGAUUGUGGAUUAUUGAAGCCAAGGACCUGGCCCCCAAAAAGAAGUAUUUCUGUGAGCUGUGCCUUGAUGAUACUCUUUUUGCUCGUACAACUAGCAAGACCAAAGCAGACAAUAUCUUCUGGGGUGAACAUUUUGAAUUCUACAGCCUUCCCCCUCUCCAUAGCAUCACAGUUCACAUUUAUAAAGACAUGGAAAAAAAGAAAAAAAAGGACAAGAAUAAUUAUGUAGGACUUGUCAACAUACCCACAGCCAGUGUGACUGGUCGCCAGUUUGUGGAGAAGUGGUACCCUGUGAGCACACCUACACCCAACAAAGGGAAGACUGGAGGUCCUUCUAUUCGGAUUAAGUCACGUUUCCAGACUAUCACCAUUCUACCUAUGGAACAGUACAAAGAAUUUGCCGAAUUUGUCACCAGCAACUACACCAUGUUGUGCUCUGUCCUCGAGCCUGUGAUUAGUGUGCGGAACAAAGAAGAACUGGCUUGUGCCUUGGUGCACAUUCUUCAGAGUACUGGCAGGGCCAGGGACUUUCUGACAGACCUGGUGAUGUCUGAAGUGGAUCGGUGUGGAGAGCAUGAUGUGCUAAUCUUCAGGGAGAACACAAUUGCCACCAAAUCCAUUGAGGAAUACUUAAAAUUGGUGGGACAGCAGUAUCUCCAUGAUGCACUUGGGGAGUUCAUCAAGGCUCUGUAUGAGUCAGAUGAGAAUUGUGAAGUGGAUCCUAGCAAAUGUUCAUCCAGUGAACUAUUUGACCACCAAAGCAACCUGAAAAUGUGCUGUGAGCUGGCUUUUUGCAAAAUCAUCAACUCUUACUGUGUUUUCCCCCGUGAAUUGAAAGAAGUGUUUGCAUCUUGGAAGCAACAGUGCCUGAACAGGGGCAAGCAAGAUAUCAGUGAGCGUCUGAUCAGUGCCUCACUGUUUCUCCGUUUCCUGUGCCCAGCUAUCAUGUCCCCCAGCCUUUUCAGCCUUAUGCAGGAAUAUCCCGAUGACCGGACAUCUAGGACUUUGACGCUCAUUGCCAAGGUUAUUCAGAACCUUGCAAAUUUUGCCAAGUUUGGUAACAAAGAGGAAUACAUGGCUUUCAUGAAUGAUUUCUUAGAACACGAGUGGAGUGGAAUGAAGCGCUUUCUUCUGGAAAUUUCUAACCCAGACACAAUCUCAAAUACCCCUGGCUUUGAUGGCUACAUUGAUCUGGGCAGAGAGCUUUCUGUUUUGCAUUCCUUAUUAUGGGAAGUUGUUUCCCAACUUGAUAAGGGUGAAAAUUCCUUCCUACAGGCGACUGUUGCAAAAUUGGGACCACUUCCUCGAGUUCUUGCUGAUAUCACCAAGUCUCUGACUAAUCCUACACCAAUACAGCAGCAACUAAGACGCUUCACUGAACAUAACUCCAGCCCAAAUGUCAGUGGUAGUCUCUCUUCAGGACUGCAGAAGAUAUUUGAGGACCCCGCUGACAGUGAUUUGCACAAAUUAAAGUCUCCCACCCAGGAAAACACAGAUAGCUAUUUUAGAGGUAAAACGUUGCUGUUGGUUCAGCAGGCAUCCUCCCAAAGCAUGACUUACUCAGAGAAAGAUGAGAAGGAAAAUGGACUUCCUAAUGGAAGGAGCAUUUCCCUUAUGGAUCUUCAGGACCCCCAUGCUGCUCAGAUGGACCAUGGAUCCAUCAUGCUGGAUGUGCCGAUGCGUUUGACUGGCAGCCAGCUUUCCAUAGCCCAGGUGGCCAGUAUCAAACAACUCCGAGAGACCCAGAGUACCCCCCAGAGUGCACCCCAAGUGAGGAGACCUUUGCAUCCAGCCUUGAGCCAGCCAGGCAGCCUCCAACCCCUGUCCUUCCAGAACCCAGUCUAUCACCUCAACAACCCCACGCCAUCCAUGCCAAAGGCCUCUGUGGAUUCCAGUUUGGAGAACUUGAGCACUGCCAGCUCCAGAAGCCAAAGUAACAGUGAAGAUUUCAAACUCAGUGGCCCCAGCAACAGCAGCCUGGAAGACUUCGCCAAGCGCAGCACCCAGAGUGAAGACUUUUCUAGGAGGCACGCGGGGCCAGAGAGACACAUGCCACUGGCCCUCCCCCGGCAGAAUAGUACUGGGCAAGCACAGAUCCGCAAAAUGGACCAGGCCGGGCUGGGCGCCCGAGCCAAAGCCCCCCAUUCCCUGCCACACAGUGCUUCCUUACGGAGCACCGGCAGCAUGGCAGCAGCUUCUGCAGCCUUAGUGGCUGAACCUGUCCAGAAUGGAAGCAGGUCCCGGCAGCCAUCCUCCUCCUCCAGAGAAAGCCCCGUCCCCAAAGUGAGAGCCAUCCAGCGGCAGCAGACACAGCCGGUUCAGUCACCUGUGGACUCUGCCACAAUGUCUCCAGUGGAGAGAACGGCAGCCUGGGUUCUGAAUAAUGGGCAAUAUGAAGGAGAUGAAGAAGACACUGAGCAAAAUCAAGAUGAUGUCAAGCAUGCAGAGAAGUAUGAACAAGAAAUUGCAAAGUUGAAGGAACGCCUGAAAGUGUCAAGCCGGAGGCUGGAGGAGUAUGAACGGCGGCUCCUGGUGCAGGAGCAGCAGAUGCAGAAGCUACUGAUGGAGUACAAAGCAAGACUGGAGGACAGCGAGGAGCGCCUGCGCAGACAGCAGGAGGAGAAAGAUGGCCAGAUGAAAAGCAUCAUCAGCAGGCUAAUGGCUGUGGAGGAGGAGUUGAAGAAGGAUCAUGCUGAGAUGCAAGCAGUUAUUGAUGCAAAACAGAAAAUAAUUGAUGCACAGGUCAUAAAUGGGGAUGAGAUGAUUCAGACAGGAAAAGCGGAUCGUGUCCCUGGAUUCAGCCAAUACACGGCUGAUGAGUGCCCUAACCCAGGUGAAGGAACGCUACAGCAUGCAGGUCCGCAAUGGCAUCUCGCCCACCAAUCCCACCAAGCUUUCCAUCACGGAGAAUGGUGAAUUCAAAAACAGCAGCUGCUAACCCGCUUUCCUGAAGAGACAGUGGAGACUGAAAGAAAUCGUAUUGGAAAAUACCAACCCACACCCUGUCCCCAGCCCUUCACCCUGCCCCUCCAGGUUUACAGAAUGCUGCUAAAGUGGAAUGGCAACAUAAAGGAACUAUUGAGUGGUGAAAGGAACCAUCUCCUUCAGGGCAUCAGACCAGGACUAUAGAGUCAAUGCUCUUUUCCCAUAUCUCUUUGUACAUAAGGAACUCAAUUCUGGGCCAUGUACAGAAAAUGCCACUGUAAUAUACCAAAAGAAAGUUAAUAAUGUAGAUUAUCUUUUUAAUUAUUGCUAUUUUUAUUAUUGUUGUUUUUUCUUGUUAAAAGCACUGCAGUUGGUAGAGGAGGAAAAAUAGGAACUAUAUAUGAGUGAGGAAAUGAGCUUAUGGGUUUAGUAGAAAGAAACUAUGUCUAACUGAUACAAGCCCGUGGAGUGCAGCAACAUAUUGGCAGAAUUAACUUUUCAAGGGACUGUUCUACUGGUUUGAAAACCACCUUUGAUUCCCUUGAUCCGUUUUUUAAAAAAAACAAAAUAACAGCAGCAUGACCCAAUCAAAAGAAAUCUAUACCAGUGGUAUCAGCUAAGAGUGGAUCUAGUCAAAGAGCCUUUGGCAUCCACUAUUGCAAGGGACAGAGGCCAAAAGUUACUGUAGCAUCAUUGGAUUUUGGGGAUAACGUCUAGAUUGCUGUCAGUAAAAUCUCUAUGGCAGAUUUUCUCUUUAGUAGACAAAAGGGAAUAUCCUGUUUUAAAUAGGGGAUUUUUUUUUACCCCAGUUGUAAUAAAGGGUAUUUUUUCCUUUUUAGAGUUUACACUGUAAAUAUUUGUCUCUAAAUGCCAUCCUACAUCUUUGUAUACUUCAGUGUCCUCUCCUCACCCAUAAUGGGAGCAAUCAUACCAAAAAGGAUUUAUUCUCCAUUAUCUAAGUCAUAUAAAUCUGUUAUCCAUUCCAUCUGGAAAGAAACAAGCAGAUUUAUUGUUUCUGCUCUCCUUCCCCUCCCCCCAGAAAGGGCUAACUAAACGACAUCAAGACCCUAUAUAAUUUCUGGUUUUCAAAAAUAUCACAAAUGCUUUUCUGCUUUUUAAAAUCAUUAUGUUUAUUCAGAUUUAGAUUUUAUCUAUUGGAGUGACCAAUUGGUUUUAUCCAGAUUACUAAGUCUUCCUCAUGUUGCCUCCAGCCAAAUUUGGAACAGUCCAAAUCAAAAUUCCCACAUUUGGUAAAAUGAAGUCUGCUCUUCUCUCAAAAGGAAACUGAAUCAGGAGGUGGGGGUGACAAGGCUGCUGGCACACAAAAGCUUUCAUCUUCAGAGGAGAAGUUACAUCUCACAGUAACAGGGUUGGCUAUGGAGACCCAGUUUCAACGUUUUUCGGCCAUGGCUUUCCUAUAGGAAAUAGUCUAGCUCUCUAAUACAGUCACAUGAACUAUUUAUUUCCUUUGUUCAGGGGGUGUGAAAUGUUAUCUUGGGUGAAUCUUUAUCAAAAGUACAGAAUGUUAUGCAUUAAACAGUUAUCAUACAUAUAUAGUUGCACAAGUAUACAUAUAACUAUGCACAAAUAGGAAACAAUCAAACUUUCUAUACCGUCAGAUAGGUCAAAGUGUCUUUGCUAUCUUUAACCAGGUCUUAGCAGUAAUUUUGGUUGUGGGAGAGAAGUGUCUAAUAUAAGUAACAAUAACGCUUGAUCCAAAAUAUAAUUUAAAAACGAAACAAAAAAUAACACACCUAAGGGACCAACCAUGUGCCUGAAGUAAGCAUCCAUGGGUGAUGGUGGUAGUGAUAGCUUUUUUUUCUUCACCAUGAGAGUAAAGAAGGAGAGAAAAGAGAUCAUUUAUGAUAAGACUUCUGUUGACAGAGGAGCCCAGUCAAAUUGACCUCCCAGUGUUCCAACCCCAUGUUCUUUUUCUCUUCAGCCUUGCUCUCUCUCAGAUCAGUUUUUUGUGAUGCCCCGCCCCAUACUUUCUUGUUUUGUAUCUGUACUUCUGAGUGAUUCUUCUCCCUUUCUAAUGCCACCAAACGUCUGAAAUAGGAGCUUCUCUCCAUUUGGGCUUGCCCACAAUCCACCAUGUUUAAGAGUUUGGGAAACCUGUGUGUAUGUUCCCAUACUUUACUUCACCCUCCAUUUUACACACACCCCUUGGAAUUUAUUUCACAGACUGGACUAAAUCUACUUCUUGUGUCUUUCUCCUUCACACUGAAAGUACAGGCUUGGUUUUGGUCACUUUGAGCAGCUUAACAAGGACUACUUUCAAAGAAAUGAGGGGCAGCUAGAUGGCGCAGUGGAUAGAGCACUGGCCCUGGAUUCAGGAGGACCUGAGUUCAAAUCCGACCUCAGACACUUAACACUUACUAGCUGUGUGACCCUGGGCAAGUCACUUAACUCCAGUUGCCUCACUUUAAAAAAAAAAAAAAAGAAAGAAAGAAAGAAAUGCCCAAUUUUGUGAGAAUUCAAAGGACCAAUACCCUAUCUUUCUUACAUGGCUAUUCUUAUCUCUAGCAAAAUUAAUUCUACAUGCAGCUAUAUACCAUAGAAAACUUGAUGAAUGGAUUGUCUGUUUUAAUGGUUUUAAGUAUGUAAUGUAGGUGAUCUCUUGAAUUGAGAUUCAAAAGCUCUAGUGUGUUUUUGAAUACAGAUGGUGUCUUGAAGAUGUACAUGUAGGUUUACUUAAAUUGGAAAUAAGCUUUGGGGUGAAUGCUGUUUAAGGUGAUGGAUCAGACUAAAUAUCAAGUGUUAGCUUUGUGUGGUAUUCCACUAAAGGUUUUGUUGUGAUCAAAUUCUGUGGUUAAAUGUCUAAAUCUCAUGGGAAUGUAUUAGGCAACCCUUUGCAUAAGAAACACUUAGUAUGUGGAAGGAGAAAAGGAGAGAAACAAGACAGAUGUUUUAGGGUCCAAGUUAGCAGAAUUUUAAGUAAACUAAGUAGCUUUUGUUUUCAAAGAUGUUGGCAGAUAUUAUAUUAAAAUUUAGCUUUAUCCAUUUUAAAAUGUAGAUUAUUUAAAUAAAUUUAAGUUAUUUAAAUUAGAUUUAAAUUUAGAUUAUCUACUUAUAGCCUCUAUUCAGCCAAAUCUUCCACCCCACCCUACCCCACCCCCAGUAUUUCUAUCAAGACUACAGCCCAUUAAACAUUUGCCCAGUAGGUUCAAAAGAAAAGAACUUCAGGAAGGAAAAAGGUGACUGCGCUUUAAAUUAUUAUUUGAUAUUUAUGAAUUUUCCAUUUCCAACUUUGUUGGAUAAUAUGAUAGAGAACACCAACAGAAAGGUAAAUGGGCCUGCUUCAGUCAGCUGAUAAGGAGCCCAAACAGGAUACAUACAACCACCUUUCCCCUACAAGGGAGACUGUAUUGUGCAGUGGAGCUAAUGGGGUAUAAGUUCAAUGAGACACCAUACUCCCUGCUCCUCCUGACUUCUUAUCACCUGUUGUUAGGUAUGAAAUGGUCUUUGGUUGAAUAGGAUGUGGAAUUCUGCCAAGUGCCUGUGUAGGUGACCCCAAGUUAUGGGCAAUAAAUAGUAAGGACAGUUGAAUGAAUGUUGUUAAGAUUCAGGAAAAGAGCCUCAUGCUUCAUAUUCCUAUCACAGAAUCAGAGAUCAAGCCUACUGGGUCUGAUCUCCAAAUGAGUUAACAUUCUAUCAACUCAUAAUGCUCCAUGAACCCCUGCCAAAAAAAAAAAAAAUGCGAGGGAGGAAAGCUUUGACAUGGGGCCGGUUUCUUGCAUCAAGUUAAAUGUAGCAUAGUAUUCUUUCUGUAGCAUUAGGUCUGUUUGCUUAGGUACUCCAGGCAGUCAGGAUCAACUUGCGGUUGGUCUUUCUCUCCCUUUUACUGAUGGUGGAUUGUCCUGCCUAUCUCAAAAGGAAGAAGUAAGAUCCUGUAUCCUGGACUGCUGUCCGUCUCUCUGAAGCAUUAAUUACAUGCCCUUGAACACCAUCUUAACUUUAGGAGUAAAGCUUUUCAGAUUUGUGACUACCUCUCUCUAGACUUGUCAUUGGACCUCUAGUUCUUUAAUCCCGCUGACCUUUCACUCUGUCAUUUCCCUGAUUUUAAUCAGAGUUGCAGUAAGUGGGAGCAGAAGCCAAGGGUUUCUAGUCAGAAGACCCAUGGCAAGGAAGCUGCUUCAGGGGAAAGGUCAGCAUCAUUUGACUCAGCUUUCACCCCAGUCUACCCCUAGGUUCCUUCUUAUCCUUGGGCCUUUUGGAGGCCAAUUCUUGCACCAAUGUGGGAAGUUAGACCUUUCUGGGUAGCCAGCAUCAGACCCUUCAGGAAUAAGCCAGAGUAGACCUGGACACACCAGGAUUAACUGUGGACGUGGACCCUCUCACUAGCUCAGACAUUCUUCCCCAGAACCCAUGCCACAGGCUAAAUAACUCCUAUUCUCUGCACUUUGGGAAGUACUUUGUACUUGGGCAUAGCCUCUGAAGAAUAUGUAUGGGCAGCUAUUUGCCACAGUUGUGAGAAAUUUCCCCCACCCCUGACCCCUUCCCAUUUUAUCCUCCUUCUCUCCCUACAUUCACACACUGAGAACCAAUCAUUUAAUUUUCAGAAUGUCAUUUUCAGAAAUAUAUCAAUUGAAAGUACCUAUUUUAGUAAUUCUUUAAAGAAAUGUCAGAGUUUUGAAAUUUCAAAUAGAGGUUCAUUUGUUGUUUUGAAUUAUUGUCCUCUUGUUAAAAAGCAUUCUCUAUUGCCAGUAUCCAGCUGAGAAUGCUACACUCUUGAUUUUAGGAAGGACCAAAGCAAUGAAAUUUGCAUGAGAUGAAAUAAAUAUCUCAUGAGGAGAGAAAGAGCCAGAGAAGGAUGUAUGAUCUAAAUGCAUAGUCAUGAACAUUAGCCUUCUCUGCAGCCCAAAGAACCGCAGUUUUAAAGGUGGCAAGAAAGGUUUAGAUUUCCCCACCAUCCGUGAGAUACAUUGCUGUGAUUUCUAGUAAUAUGGUGUGAUGAUUCCAACAGAUAACAAACACAGUUUUCUGAGACCCUUCCCCAUCUUAGAAUAUCUACUUUAGUAUGUAAAAACAGUGAUCAUCAGACAUUGUUGAGUCACAUUGCCCUAACGUCAUUUCAAUUUCAUUAUAUGCCUCCCUCCUAAAAAUGCUAAAUGACUUAUACUUGCAUGUAUAUACAUGCCCCAUUUAUCCACAGCUUAUUUUUAGAAGUAAAGCUUUUCAGACGUGUGUCUGCCUCUCUAGAUUCACAUGCCUAUUUAUCUUUAAAUGUGAGAAUAUCCUAAGACCCCUUGAAAGAACAAGAGUAUGAUACCAUGGGAUGUCUUCCUGCUAUAUCAUCCUGGGCCAAAUCUGAAGGAGGCUUAGCUAGCUGUUUCCUCACUACUAGACCAAGAUCAUUUAGAAGUGAUUGGAGAGCCAUGCCAAUAAUGGCUAUCCAUCAUUUUGUAGUAAGCUGGCCAAAGACAAAGGCGGGUGUAUUUAAAAGGUAUUGUUGAUGUUCUGGGGCAUUUUUGUUCCAUACUCAUUUUGUUUUUCCACUUCAACAUUUGCCUCCUGGAAAUCUUUUUGGUUUAGAUCUCCAGGUUACUUUGUCACAGUCGGAGGAGGA